AUGACCGACAAAAAUAAUUUGGAUCCGGAGGCAGCAGAGGUGACACCCUGGAGAAGUACUUAUGAAAACAAGGGGAUAAGCAUCAAGGUGGCCGAACAUCUGUUUCCAUCCUACCCCAUAAUCCUUGCCGCGGACAGCCUGGCGUUCGACUUGUUGCUACUGAGCAGGUUAAAAGAGGAUAUCAUGGAUCUGUCAGAUAUGGAAAACGAGGGCGUGAAGGAACUGUUGGACUUCCUACUUCAAGACUAUGCUGAUAAAAUUAUCACAACUUUUGACGUGGCACACAAACUCUUCAAGCUUGCAAAGGAAUACGAGAUACUAAGCGUGGGUCAAGCGGCCAUAAGUAAACUGAUCAACGAAAUAAAUAACGAUAACGUUAUGCUCCUGCUGGAAACCACGGAGCGGUACCAGUCAACACUGUUGGGACAAAAGGUUGUAUCACAUAUUGUAGAAAAUCGAGCAGACAUAAUAAACACGGUCGACUUCCAGCUGUUCGCUGAGAAGCAUUCCCAUGUCCUGCUGGAGGUUGUUGAAAACUGCUGUGAAUCCAUACAGGACAAGUCAAGCAAUAACAAGGGGGUGAAAUAA
Molecule: messenger RNA, 588 nt
Organism: Microplitis demolitor
Lineage: Eukaryota; Metazoa; Arthropoda; Insecta; Hymenoptera; Braconidae
Exons: 1
Coding region: 1-588 (195 amino acids)
Molecular function (GO): protein binding
Source: RefSeq, a predicted model, not a curated record